GGCGGAAGGUGAGCAGGCAGCAUGGCGGCGGCGGCGGCGGGUCUGCUGCGGGCCACAGUCGGGUUGGCUGCGGUCUCGUCCCUCCACCGGCCGGGGCUCGAGCUGCGGUGGGCAGGCGCCGCCGCCGCUUUCCCCUCGGCCCGGAGGAGCUACGGCUCGGAGGCGCGGGAGGAGGAGGAGCUGCGCGUCCGCUACCUGGACGACGAGCAUAAAGGAAUUGUGGUGCUUGGAUUAAAUAGACCUCAUGCCAAGAAUGCACUUAAUAAAAAUCUUUUAAAAAUGAUGUCAAAAGCUGUGGAUGCUUUGAAAUCUGAUAAGAAAGUACGAACUGUUAUAUUCCGGAGUGAAGUCCCUGGGAUAUUCUGCGCUGGUGCUGACCUUAAGGAACGAGCUAAAAUGCAUUCAAGCGAAGUUAGUUCUUUUGUCUCGAAAGCCAGAGCAGCUAUUAAUGAAAUGGCAAAUCUUCCAGUACCAACUAUUGCUGCACUAGAUGGGAUUGCAUUAGGUGGUGGCCUAGAACUGGCUUUAGCCUGUGACAUAAGAGUGGCAGCUUCUUCUGCUAAAAUGGGUCUUGUUGAAACAAAGUUAGCAAUCAUUCCAGGUGCAGGAGGGACACAGAGGUUACCUCGAACAAUUGGUGUAUCUCUAGCAAAGGAACUAAUCUUCUCUGCACGCGUUGUAGAUGGUGAAGAAGCAAAAUCAAUAGGAUUGAUCAGCCAUGUGGUACAACAGAAUGAAGCAGGGGAUGCUGCCUACAGAAGAGCUUUGGCUCUAGCAAGAGAAUUUUUACCUCAGGGACCCGUAGCAAUGAGAGUUGCAAAGUUAGCCAUCAAUCAGGGGAUGGAGGUGGAUUUAGUAACAGGCUUAGCAAUUGAAGAAGCCUGUUAUGCUCAGACUAUACCAACAAAAGAUAGAAUUGAAGGUCUUCUUGCUUUUAAGGAGAAAAGACCCCCUCACUAUAAGGGAGAAUAGGAGAAACUGAUGCCUUUAAAUUACCAUGAAAUAAACCUACUGCUGGAAGGGCCUUUCAGCUGCACUUUGCCUCAGCACCUGGAAUAUCACAGCCACCAAAGUAAAAGCUAAUCAUACCUAUGUUACUACAUCUUGAAUGUGUUCAUACAUGUAUCUGCCCCCGAUCUGUGUUAAGUCAAACUCAUUAUGGUUUAUGACAGUUGCUGUAUGUACUUGGAAGGUCAUAGAUUAAUGGAUUUUUUUAAAUUCAUAUAUAUGAAACAUCAUUCCAAAAUUUUAAAAAAUGUAAAUUCUUUAUAUAGACAAAGCCUAUAACAUAAUAUUGAAUGUAUGUCUGUUGUACUAUUUUAUCAGAAUAAAAGUAAAUUCCACACACCAAAAAUGUGAAAUUAUACCAAAUAUGGUUUCUAAAUGAUUCUGUAUAUCAACAAGAAAUCAUGUUUAUUCCAACUAAAUAUGUAAAUUAUUAAUAAAGAUAGUGAAGUGACAAGAAUGAUUGUCUGGGAGAUUAUAAACUUGUCUUGUGCUAUUGUAAAUAAGGUGAAUUCUUUUGUAUCCAGUUUUAAAAGGGUAUUCUGUUCACUUGAACUUAACAAGGUUAAACUACUGUUGAAUUUAACCCUUAAAGUACUACCCAAAAUCAGAAGCAGAAGUACAAAAUGUGUACAUUAAGGUCACAUGUGCAAGUUAUGCUCUGGGUAUGAACAGAUUUGUCCUAACAUGGGGAACCUUGAGGCAAAAGUCUGGAGGUAACUGUAACAGUAUGACUGCAUGAGUGAUCUUGUUCUGGAAAGGUUCAAAUUCAAAUAUCUUCAGAUUCAAUCCUCAGUCAUGUAAGCCUCAGUUAUAAAUUUGGCCUCUUUCUCCCAGGUUUCUCCAGGACUUCAUCUGACCAGCACUCUCCACUAAUGAAAAAGCUGUAAUUUACUUGUCUUAGUCGUUUUUUACUUUCAGGCUCAAUUCAACUUUUUAAUUGCAGAGCUGUGAUUAAGCAUGUGUAUAAAGCUAGAGAAUUUAUUAAACACAUGUGCAAAGCCAGAGAACUUAUGUUAGCCUCAAAAUGCUUAUUCUGACUAUAUAAUCGUUUUGCAGGUUCUACUACUGUGUAGUUAUACACAGCCGCUUUGAACUGAGAUGUUCUUUAUUUUGUAGGGGCCUGUAUGGGUGGUUUCCUCUUUGGCUUUGAAAAGAGAAAACUACUGUGUCUAUGUAUCUUUGCCUUGGAAAAUGGCCUCUUCAAAAUAUUUUGUUAACUUGACUGGUAGGUAAAUGUGGCUUAUCAGUCAGAGCUUAAAUUAUUUAUAUUAAAACAAUCUCCUUUGUGUUCGGUUUGCAUUGUAUUUGUAUAAAUGUCUGCAUGCUGUGCUGUUUCUGCAACAUUAGCUAUGGUCAGUCUUCAAUCUAUGGUGAUACAGCAGCUGAUCAACAUGAAAUGACAAGAACUCAUUAGAAUUUAUAUUUAACCAUAUCUUUACAUGUAAAUUGAUUAUAACUGGUGUAACACACAUUUCGUUGACUGAUAAACUUGCUGAGUUGAUCAUUUCAUGCAUGAUAAUUUGCAAAUAAAGUACCUGUGCUUGUUUUGAUAGUCACAUAAGGCCUUCAGGGUCAUUUUCUCCUUUU
This is a messenger RNA of Gavialis gangeticus (Gharial), 2595 nucleotides long. RefSeq names its product AU RNA binding methylglutaconyl-CoA hydratase (gene AUH). The record is from RefSeq and is a predicted model, not a curated record. The coding region runs from base 22 to 972 and encodes 316 amino acids. The transcript has 10 exons. NCBI's taxonomy places the organism in Eukaryota, Metazoa, Chordata, Crocodylia, Gavialidae. Gene Ontology annotation, biological process: fatty acid beta-oxidation. Gene Ontology annotation, cellular component: mitochondrion. Gene Ontology annotation, molecular function: enoyl-CoA hydratase activity.